AUGACCGAAGGGAUUGACCCCAUGCAAUCCCUGUACUCGCGUUCGGGGAGGUCAUUUUACGACGGACAUUCUUCGAAUGCAGCGGGUGGGUCUCGUCGUACUGCUCGACGAGAACCAGGACACCCACAAUCAGCUAGACAAGAGGCUUCCAGCUGUCCCGCGCCGGUGGAUUGCCACGCCAGCGGGCGAGGUAGCUCGUCCGGACGCCAUUCACGUCGCGGUGGUAGAAAUUGCACUCCACUAGAAAACUUUGACCACUGCCUGAGUUCACCAAAGGAUGUAGUGGCGGCGGGAACACCUGAUCAGGCUCGAGGGUCGGAUCAGCUUGAUGUUCAAGAGCUGAACCGUGUGACGGAACAGCUGCAAGAUGAUCUGGCUCAUGAACGAAAUCGGCAUUAUGAGCUCUAG
Messenger RNA from Peronospora matthiolae, 408 nucleotides. The record is from the annotation of a GenBank genome assembly. NCBI's taxonomy places the organism in Eukaryota, Oomycota, Peronosporomycetes, Peronosporales, Peronosporaceae.